AUGGCAGCCACGUUGUCUCCGCCCGUGGUCCCCGCAGAGCUCGAGGCAGACCGGUGUGUGGCAGAAGGGGAGAUCCGUUCAGAGGCGGAGGACAGUCCGCCUCAGCCCGGGCCCGUGACCCACAACCGCCUCUCCAAACUGCCCCUGGCCCGCAUCAAAGCGCUCAUGAAAACCGACCCAGACGUGUCACUCGCCAGCCAGGAGUCUGUCUUCAUCAUCGCGAAGGCCACGGAGUUGUUUGUUGAGAUGAUUGCCAAAGAUGCCAUGGUCUAUGCCCAGCAAGGAAAGCGCAAAACUUUGCAAAGAAAAGACUUGGAUAAUGCAAUCGAGGCUAUAGAUGAGUUUGCAUUUCUUGAAGGCACGUUGGACUGA
This is a messenger RNA of Knipowitschia caucasica, 372 nucleotides long. Lineage: Eukaryota; Metazoa; Chordata; Actinopteri; Gobiiformes; Gobiidae. The record is from the annotation of a GenBank genome assembly.